Molecule: messenger RNA, 1350 nt
Organism: Pseudogymnoascus destructans
Lineage: Eukaryota; Fungi; Ascomycota; Leotiomycetes; Thelebolales; Thelebolaceae
Exons: 1
Coding region: 1-1350 (449 amino acids)
Source: RefSeq, a predicted model, not a curated record
AUGCAUUCAUGCACGCCAAUUGUCCAUCAUUCACAUAUUGAUUGCGAGGUGCCAACCAGUAUGGCAAGUGCUCCAAGCAGUCAGGAGCGCUUACCUCAAGGCGUCCGAAAAGGGAAGAGUGAGCCAAUUCGGAGAAUGGUGAUUGGUUGUUGGUACAAGCGAGCCAAUCGAGACUUGAGAAUUGUCAGCAGAACCAGACUGAGAAGGCACCACCUGAUGUUGGAGCAGCCAACGGAAAAAGGAAGCGUGUUUACUCGAGAAGACUUAACAAGAUCAUCAUCAGAGUCAGAUGCAAGCUUUCAGAAGAUAGGCAAACAAACCAAACGUUACGGCAAGUCUUCAGGAAAAAAAGUUACAAAACACAAUCAAGCAGUCGAAAGAAUCAUUGAGUGCAUGAUUCCGAGAGUACUGCAAGUUGUCGAGAGAGGAAUUCAACUGCUUGUGGCUAGUCUUCAGAGCCAGCAAGUAAUUCAGUGCAAGUGUAGCAAGCGGCCAGAGACAAGAGAGUUUGUACCAGCCUCAGACAUUAGAGCUCUCUCGGAGUCUGGCGAAAGCGACACAAGCACCUUAAUGGACAGUGAACCAACGGCACCUCAAGUCCCAGUGCCAGAAACACCCAUUCAGUUUACACAUUACCGAGAAAGAUCCCCGUCUCCGGAGUCAGUUUCAGAGUUUAAUCCUGAGCCGGAAAUCAGUCAACUGUCAUUCCCAGAAGCGUUUCUGGAAUUCUUCAACAUGUCCGCGUACCCAAGCGGAGGGCCUGCCACAAGGGCACCAGGCGAUCGUCAAGCUUUCCUUGAGGAAGCUCGAAGGAUUAACAGACGAGACCUAACGGUGGAAAAGUUUACAAAUGCCCCCGCCCAAGACAUCCAGGCGUUUGUCGAUUCCAUCUCAUGGAAGCAUGGGAUCACCAGAGCUGAGUGGGACAACAUGUACACAGACAGCCAGAACGAGUUGGAUGAGAUGCUUCUGUUGUAUCUAUACCAGAAGCUGGACGGUGAGCCUGCGCGCUGGUGGGCAACAUUGACGAAGGAUGCCAAGAUCAAUUACAAGAAAGUCACGACCAUGUUGGUGGCACGGUACGGCAAAGAUGAGGCUCGUCAGAAGAAGAAUUUGCGACACAGAGUAGCAAAUGAGUUGAAUGGCCUUCGUCAAGGAAAUCGGAGUUUGGGCGACUACAUCGCAUACGCCAAAGACUUGCAUUUACGUGUCACUCCUGAGCAAGAAACCAUUCUCAUCGAUAACUUCAUUAACAACCUUGCUGACGAAGGAUUCGCUGACAUGUCCGUGGCUGGUACUCCCAGGAGGAGAUGGAUUUCCUCCAAGUUAUUGAUAUGGCUAUCAAUAUGA